Molecule: messenger RNA, 1176 nt
Organism: Aspergillus oryzae RIB40
Lineage: Eukaryota; Fungi; Ascomycota; Eurotiomycetes; Eurotiales; Aspergillaceae
Exons: 1
Coding region: 1-1176 (391 amino acids)
Source: RefSeq, a predicted model, not a curated record
AUGUCUCCGCUUUCAUUUGCCGUGUCGUUCUUCUACCUCUACAUAACCGGCUCGGUUUUCUUCGAUACGGCCCAUUACCUCCUCCACCAGUGGUCGAAGUCACAAUGGCGGUUCUUGCGAUGGCUGUCUUGGUGUCACCAAUUCCACCAUCUCUACUAUAACCGCUCCCUGAAGUUCAAUAAUCGAUACUUACGGCAGAAUGCAUGGAUUUCGUUGCCAUUGGAGAUGCUCAGCAAAAUCCUAGGAAGCGUCCUCGGCUGGUUCCUCGCCCGUAGCUUAAUCACAGAUAAUAACGGAGAUCCCGACACCACGCCGCUUAUCUUGGUAUCCGCCUUCGAAUUUAUAAGAACGAUGGUAGUUAUUGCCAUGAGCGGCCGAGACUCGAACCACAUCGCCUUCGACACAGUGCCCAAAGACCGCAGCUGGCUUUUCGUCGGCCCCGAGUUUCACGCCCUCCAUCACGUUUAUCCCGAUCGGUACAUGGGUUCGAUGGUCAAACUCUUCGACUGGGUAGCAGGCACCGCAUACUUCGUCCGAAACAAAAGGGUAGUCCUCACAGGCGGAUCGGGCGCCUUCGGACGCGCAAUUGAGAAACAACUACUGGCAGAAGGGGUGAAAGACGUCCGGAAAAUAGGGUUCGGGAAAGAUUGGACACAUCAAGAUUUCUCGCGUGUUGGUCCAAUUCUCGAAGACGCCGAUAUCCUCAUACUGUCGCAUGGCACCAAGGGUCUAGAUGCCAUGGAUUCCAAUUGCAAUUCGACCAUUCGUUUCAUCGAGUUAUUCCUACAACAGCAAGCAGCCGGGGAAGGACGGGCGAGUAAGACAGUCCCGGAGAUAUGGUACGUCGGCAGUGAGAUCGAGAUACAUCCUGCUUGGGGUAUUCCCGAGAUGCAACGAUACUCCGCGUCCAAGCGCGCGUUUAUGCCCUACGCUCGUGCUCUAUACGAUGAUCCACGCGUUAUUUACCGGCAUAUUGUGCCUGCUGCCUUCGAGUCGCAGAUGGGUAAGGCUAUUGUGUCGCCGGACUGGGCGGCGCGUGUGGCUAUGUGGUGGAUUCGGCGUGGAGCGUGCUAUGUCCCUGUUACUUAUACUGGGCUUGCUUAUUUGAACUUCUUCAAGUUCCAAUACCUUGUUCGGCCGGAUAUGAGCCGCGGGUCGAAGGCAAAGUCAACAUGA